Molecule: messenger RNA, 867 nt
Organism: Paraglomus brasilianum
Lineage: Eukaryota; Fungi; Glomeromycota; Glomeromycetes; Paraglomerales; Paraglomeraceae
Source: the annotation of a GenBank genome assembly
AUGCCAAAUCCAAAGGCACUAGUCGUAUUCGAUUUUGACUGGUCACUUGUUGACGAGGACAGUGAUUGCAUAGUCUUAGAAAAGUUGUCAAAGCCGCUUCGAAUGAAAAUGGAUAAGCUGCAACAUUCUAUGGAAUGGAUCGACAUGAUGGCUGUGCUUUUGAAAGAACUUCAUUCAGCUGGUAUAACACGGUCACAAAUCGAAUCAGCCUUAUCUUCAGUUCCGAUGCAUCCGUCGAUGGUAUCGUGCCUCCAUAUGGCUAAACACCACAAUGCUGAUAUAAUAAUUGUGAGUGACGCAAACACCAUCUGGAUAGAUCACAUCCUCACUCAUUAUGGAGUUCACCAUCUUGUUGACAAGAUAAUCACAAACCAUGCGGAAUGGGAUGCCGGAAAUUGUAUAGCCAUCGACAGUAAUACACAUUCACAACAAAAUUGCAACACGAUCCAUAGUACUACUGGGGAAAAAAUGUGCAAUAGAAAUCUAUGCAAAGGCCACGAGUUGAGGCAGUUGUUAAAUUUAAGAGAAUAUGAUAACGUUGUGUACGUUGGGGACGGCGUAAACGAUUAUUGUCCGUCACUGCAAUUAAGAGAUACGGAUGUCGUGUGUGUGAGAAAAGGCAGAACACUGGAGAAAUUGAUCAUAGACAAUUACAGCAACGUUCGAGCUGAAAUAAAAUUCUGGAAUGAUGCGGACGAUGUGUUGGAGAUAUUCAGCAACGUUUUUACAAGAACUAGACUCAAAUCUGAAGAAAAAGAAAGAAAUGCAAGUACAAGAAUGUGGUAUUUGGCUAAAGGAAUGGUAGCGGAAAAUAUUCCGAGAAUAUUGUCUUUAAAUAGAGCUGCGAAACCGUUAGAACAUUUGUGA